This is a messenger RNA of Diversispora eburnea, 463 nucleotides long. The record is from the annotation of a GenBank genome assembly. NCBI's taxonomy places the organism in Eukaryota, Fungi, Glomeromycota, Glomeromycetes, Diversisporales, Diversisporaceae.
AUGUCGUCAAAUUCAAAAGUUUCAACAACUGAUCGAAAAAAUUCUCCAACUGAAAAAAUUGUGCUUACAAAUUUACCUGUACCUUUAACACCAACACUACCAACUCAUCACGAUAAAAAUUUUAUUAAUAGUAAAAGUGAUGGUGAAAAUAUCAGUACAUCAAGUAAUACAUCAAGUAAUACAUCAAGUAUUGCUUCAGGUAGUACUCCAAGCAGUAGAAUCGAGGGACAAGGAUUUUUUACAAUUUUCGAUGGUCAUGCAGGAAAACAAGCAGCUGAAUGGUGUGGAAACCAUUUUCAUGAGACAUUUUUGGAAGUUCUUCGAGAAAAACCAAAUGAUCCUAUACCAGAAAUUUUUCAUUUAGCUUUUCUGCGGGCAGAUAAGCAGCUUAAUCAGAAUGCGGGAAAACAUUCAGGGUGUACCGCUAUUUCUGCUUUUUUGAGGUUGGAAAAAAUAACUGAUA